UGACUCCAGAGGGGCCGGGCCGGACCGAGGGGCGCUUUUGCGCUCGGAGCGACUGAGGGAACAGGAUCUGGUCCCCGAAGAGGCCAGAGUGAGAGGCAGCAGUGUUUUUGGUUGAGCGUGGAAAAGGAGUUGCCUUCUCUGAGAGCCUGCCUGGAGACAGGUGUAAGGCUCGAAGCUUGGUCAUCCAGGAAGCUGGACAAUGGCAGCCGAAGAGCCAGCAGUGACCACUCCCCUCAGCCCUUUGGUUCAGGUACCUCAAGAAGAGGAAGAUGAGCAGGCAGAGGUCACCACCAUGAUUCUGGAGGAUGAUUCCUGGGUGCAGGAAGCCGUGCUGCAGGAGGAUGGCCCUGAGUCUGAGCUCUUUCCCCAGAGUGCUGGAAAGGGCAGCCCUUCGGAGGAGGGUGCAUCCGGAGGACCUCAGGGUGCGCUUGUCCGAUUUCGGGAGCUCUGUCGGCGCUGGCUGAGGCCAGAGGUACACACUAAGGAGCAGAUACUAACCGUGCUGCCAAGGGAAAUUCAGGCCUGGCUGCAGGAGCAUCGGCCUGAGAGCAGCGAGGAGGCUGUGGCCCUGGUGGAAGACUUGACCCAGAAUUUUCGGAACAGGGACUUUGAGAUACAGAGUGAGAACGGAGAAAACUCAAGUCAAGACGUGUUUGAGGAUGGGGAAUCACAGGGGAUGUUCUUGAAAAUACCCAGAGGGGAAGGUGGUCAGCAAUCCGAUGGGGAGAGCGACUUUGAGAGGGACUAUGGUUCUGGGGGCGCCCAGGGAAAUGCCCCCAGCGAGGACCACAGGGACCACGUACCUUCCCGAGGAAGGGAAGUUGGCCAGCUCAUAGGCCUCCAGGGCACCUACCUGGGUGAGAAGCCUUAUGAAUGCCGUCAGUGCGGGAAAACUUUCAGCCGGAAAUCCCACCUCAUCACCCACGAGCGGACCCACACGGGGGAGAAAUACUAUAAGUGUGAAGAAUGCGGGAAGAGCUUCAGCGAUGGUUCCAACUUCAGCAGGCACCAAACUACACACACCGGAGAGAAGCCUUACAAAUGCAGGGACUGCGGGAAGAGCUUUAGCCGGAGUGCAAACCUCAUCACCCACCAGAGGAUCCACACGGGCGAGAAGCCUUUCCAGUGUGCCGAGUGUGGCAAGAGCUUCAGCCGGAGCCCCAACCUCAUCGCACACCAGCGCACGCACACGGGCGAAAAGCCGUACUCGUGCCCCGAGUGUGGGAAGAGCUUUGGCAACCGGUCCAGCCUUAAUACUCACCAGGGAAUCCACACCGGAGAGAAACCCUAUGCGUGUAAGGAAUGCGGUGAAAGCUUCAGUUACAACUCCAACCUGAUCCGACACCAGAGAAUCCACACCGGAGAGAAACCGUACAAAUGCACCGACUGCGGACAGAGGUUCAGCCAGAGCUCCGCGCUCAUCACCCACCGGAGAACGCACACAGGAGAAAAACCCUAUCGGUGCAGCGAGUGCGGCAAAAGCUUCAGCCGCAGCUCCAACCUGGCCACGCACCGGCGAACGCACAUGGUGGAGAAGCCCUACAAGUGCGGGGUGUGUGCCAAGAGCUUCAGCCAGAGCUCCAGCCUGAUAGCGCACCAGGGCGUGCACACGGGCGAGAAGCCCUACGAGUGCCUUACGUGCGGGGAGAGCUUCAGCUGGAGUUCCAACCUCAUCAAGCACCAGCGCAUCCACACUGGGGAGAAGCCCUACAAAUGCGGCGACUGCGGCAAGGGCUUCAGCCAGCGGUCGCAGCUGGUGGUGCACCAGCGGACGCACACGGGUGAGAAGCCCUAUACGUGCCCCAUGUGUGGCAAGCGCUUCAGCCGGGGCUCCAUUCUGGUGAUGCACCAAAGAGCCCACUUGGGAGAUAAGCCGUACAGGUGUCCUGAGUGCGGGAAAGGCUUCAGCUGGAAUUCCGUGCUCAUUAUACACCAGCGAAUUCACACCGGAGAGAAGCCCUACAAAUGCCCCGACUGUGGCAAGGGCUUCAGCAAUAGCUCCAACUUCAUUACACACCAGAGGACUCACCUGAAAGAGAAGAUUUACUGAAGUGCAGGAAAGUGGAGGAAGAUGCUGGAACUGACUCUGAGCUUUCCCCAGUGCCCCCAAUGUUGUCCCUUUAAAAAGCCGUUUUU
Molecule: messenger RNA, 2136 nt
Organism: Microtus ochrogaster (prairie vole)
Lineage: Eukaryota; Metazoa; Chordata; Mammalia; Rodentia; Cricetidae
Gene: Zscan2
Product: zinc finger and SCAN domain containing 2
Biological process (GO): regulation of transcription by RNA polymerase II
Cellular component (GO): nucleus
Molecular function (GO): RNA polymerase II cis-regulatory region sequence-specific DNA binding; DNA-binding transcription factor activity, RNA polymerase II-specific
Source: RefSeq, a predicted model, not a curated record